AUAAGCAGUCACAUGACACGAUCUCACAUGACAUGUGUUGCUCAGCAAGAUAAAAGUUUCAAAGUUUAAGUUAACAACAACGAAAUUACUUAUAGUGAAAAAAUGGCUUCCAAUUUGGAGAGUUCAAUUAAUAGAGGAUCAGACUUGUUCUUUGACUUUGCUUGCUUCCCCUGUCAGGAAAAUGACAGAAACACUGAGGCUGAUGUUUACUGUGAGGAAUGUUCUAAAUUGUACUGUAACAAAUGUGUGGAGCAUCAUAACUUGCUUUACAAGAAGCAUGCAAUUUUGAGCAAGAAGAACAUCAGCAGAUGGCCUCGGAUUACUGUGGAUGAACAAGAGCAAUGUCAGGAGCACAAGAAAGAAAAACUGACAAUAUUCUGUGAGGACCACAGUCAGUUGAUAUGUCAUGUCUGCCAUGUACACAAUCAUCUGAAAUGCAGUCAUGUUGUACUAAUAGCUGACAAAGUGAAAGACCUCCUUCAAAAAGGAGACUUCAAGCAGUUGUCAGAAAAUGUUGAUACACAACACCGGCAGUUGGUACAAAUAAAAGAUGACUUUGAUGAAAAUAUGAAGUCUCUUGAGAAAUCUUACAAGAAAAUUCUGAAUGAAAUCGAUGCUUUACGAAAGAAAAUUAAUGAUUCAUUGGAUCAACUUGAGAGGAAUACUAAGCAGGCAUUGGAUACAUUGCUGGCCACCAUGAGGACAUCUAUUCAGACUGACAUUGAAAACUGCACUAGGUCUAUUGAAAAUAUAACAUGCUUAAAAGAAGAUUGGUGCGGAAGAAAAGACACAAGUGAAGCACUGAGCUUUAUCAAAUACAGAAAAUGCCAUGACCAGUCCCUUAAGACAGAAGCAGUUUUAAAAGCCAUGACAACAAAAAAUAAGAUGACACUAUCCUUUAAUCCUGACAAAACCAUACAACAUACACUUUCCACCCUCUCAUGGUUGGGACAAAUACUCAGCAAAGUGAAACAAUUACAAACUGCUGAAAUCACAACACAGAAAACAGUCACCAGACAAGAAAUGUCUAAAGCUUGCAACACAGUUUCCAGCUUACAAAUCCAACCAAAUGAUGUGAACCAACCAUCAGUGAUGUGUGAUCCAAAACAAGUCAUCACAGUGAAGAGCAGUAAGAAGUAUUAUGUAAAGAUGAAGAAUGAUUCUUGUGUAUGCUGUAUAUCAGGUAUCUGUGAGACAGCUGCUGGUGAACUCAUCAUCACAGACUUAAUGCACAAUAAAGUGAAGCUGCUGGAUCAGACCUACAAGGUGGUGGACCACUAUGACUUGCCUAGUCAACCAAUAGCCAUGCGCAGUAUUGAUUCCAGUCUGGUGGCUAUUACUGGGUAUUUUAGCUCUGCAGUCCACUUCAUCAGAGUGACCAAUGGUCAGUUGAUAAAGGACAGGAUACUGGAGCUCAAACAUCACUGCAUGGGUAUUGCCCAUCACCAGGGUAAUCUGUACAUUACAGAUGGUAAAGCUCUGUAUCACUACACUGUGGAUGGAAGACUGGUGAGCAAGAUGUAUAAGGGUGCAUCAGGUGGACAGACAGUUACCAGCUGUGGAGUGAGUCCAGAUGGAGCCAGGAUAUAUGUAGCCAAUGAGGCCAGUAAGCAGCUGGUAACUCUGUCCGGGGAUGGUUUAGUGAUCCGCACACUCACUGAUCCUGCACUGGACUGGGGAGGAGGCAAUUCUGGUAUCCAUGUAACAGACUCAGGACAGGUUCUGGUAUGUGGAGGCGAGUCCAACAUAAUCAUCCAGGUGGACAAUGUUGGGAGACAGAGACUGACAGAGGUGGUUACAAAGAAGGAUGGUGUUUUUUACCCGAUUUCUGUCUACUACAGUAAGCACAGAGGCUCACUCAUUGUGGGAAUGAUGGGGAGUAGUGACAUUAUAGUGUUCGAGGCACAAUGACUGUUGAACAAGGAUGAUGUUAAUUUAUAAUAAUUUACACGCUCAUAUGUACAGUUGUCAUUUAAAACACUGUUGCAGCUUAUAUACACUGCAUCACAUAACACACAAUGACUGUUGGAUUACUGGUAGGACAUAUUCAAUAUUCAUGUAUCAAACAUAACACAUUUUUCCAUGAAACCAGUCUUUACCACACGUAUAUCUUUAUGAAAUGUAAAUAAAAAUAUAGUCACAUAACUUAUUUUUUUUUUAUAAAAACUAGGUUUAAAAGGAUUGUUUAAACAUUCCAGAAUUGUCAAUUGAAAUGAUUUUGUUUGAGAUUUUAAUUAACUAUUUUUUAUACAUAUUAUAUUAUGAUAUUGUUUAUGAUGUGCAGCUAUUGUUA
Molecule: messenger RNA, 2293 nt
Organism: Dreissena polymorpha
Lineage: Eukaryota; Metazoa; Mollusca; Bivalvia; Myida; Dreissenidae
Exons: 3
Coding region: 103-1911 (602 amino acids)
Molecular function (GO): zinc ion binding
Source: RefSeq, a predicted model, not a curated record